CCACACACACCGCCUAGUUCUAUGGAAGGCGGGGGCGUCUCCUCCGAACUCCCGCCGGCCCGAGGGGGGGGGCGGAGGGAGGGGAGGACUAGUCCCACCCUUUUUAUUCAUACUCCUCCCUCCCGCCCUCCGCCCUCCGCAUAGUCUCCGGCGCCGAGUCCCUGCGUUCCAGAGCGCGUGGGCGGCGGCUUCGGCUGCGCGGCGGACGCUUCAGCAGCUUGUCUGCAGCUGCGUAGGCAGCAGCGCGGCAGACGAGGUAGCGGCGGCUGAGGGUAACGGCGGCGCUUACGCUUGUCAGGUGCUUCAGAAGAGAAUGAUCUGAAUAUCAGAGGAUUAAGGUCGGCCUUUUGGAAAAUUGAAGUCUCCCUAUUUUUGCUAACUUUUCCCAGUUGGGGAAUUCCACAUCUGUACUGAUGAUCUCUGGUGUCCAGAAAAUAGAAGAAAUGAACUUAACUUAAGUUAGAAACAAGGGAAAGACAUAUAAAUGAAGAAAAAAUAAGUGAAUAAAGUUUCCUUUGUUUGAAUUAAAACACUGCAAACCCCAGAAAAUUUGGGGUUUUUGAUAUCUGUGGUUUGUUCAGCAAGUCGAGUACUGGAAUCUUCUGAUACUUGAACCUGAAGAUUUUCUCAUGAAACAUUGAAGGGGGGAUGCUUUAUUAUGGCUGCUGUCGUACAACAGAACGAACUAGUCUUUGAAUUUGCCAGCAACGUCAUGGAGGAUGAACAACAGCUUGGGGAUCCUGCUAUUUUCCCAGCCGUCAUUGUGGAACACGUUCCUGGCGCGGAUAUCCUCAACGGCUAUGCCGGUUUAGCCUGUGUGGAUGAACCUAGUGAUAUGAUUACUGAGAGUUCAUUGGAUGUUGCUGAAGAAGAAAUUAUAGAUGAUGACGACAUCACUCUGACAGUUGAAACUUCCUGCCAUAAUGGAGAUGAAACCAUCGAAACCAUUGAAGCUGCUGAGGCACUCCUUAAUAUGGACUCUCCAGACCCAAUGCUGGAUGAAAAAAGAAUAUCUAAUAUAUUUGCUUCACCUGAAGAUGAGAUUGUUGUUGCACCCAUUACUCAUGUAUCUGUCACAUUGGAUGGGAUUCCUGAAGUGAUGGAAGCACAUCAAAUCCAAGAUACCUAUGUAGUAUCCCCAGAAACUACAAUACCAGAACAACCUAAGAGAAAGAAAGGGAGAAAAACUAAACCACCUCGACCAGACUCCCCAACCACUACACCAAAUAUAUCUUUGAAGAAGAAAAACAAAGAUGGGAAGGGAAAUACAAUUUAUCUUUGGGAGUUCUUAUUAGCGCUUCUUCAGGACAAGACUACCUGCCCCAAAUACAUCAAGUGGACCCAGAGGGAGAAAGGAAUUUUUAAAUUAGUGGAUUCUAAGGCUGUGUCUAAGUUAUGGGGGAAACACAAAAACAAACCUGAUAUGAAUUAUGAGACUAUGGGAAGAGCUCUCAGGUACUAUUACCAAAGAGGUAUUUUGGCUAAAGUGGAAGGUCAGCGCUUGGUGUACCAGUUUAAGGAAAUGCCAAAAGACCUUAUUUACAUAGAUGAUGAAGAUCCAAGUUGCAGCCUAGAGUCUUCAGAUCCAUCACUGUUGUCUUCAACAACCACCUCUGGUAGAAACCAAGCCAGCAAAUCCAGAGCGUCUUCAAAUCCAGGGACAAAGGGAGGCUCCGCCACUGUUCUGAAACCGGGGAGUUCUAAACCCACCAAAGCCAAAGAGCCCGGGGAAGCCACCCAGACACACCUGGCUGGUCUGUCGCCAGAGGUGGUGCGGACGGUUCAGUCAUCCCCAGCUCCACAUCCCGUCCAGCUCUUUCGGACUGUUCACCUCAUGCAGCCGAUCCAGGCCGUUCCAGAAGGGCAGGGAGCCAGUAACAUGCAGGAGGAAACGUUGAAUUCUUCUCUUCAAAAUAUUAGGACUCUUCAGACUCCGACCCAGGUUCCUGUGGUGGUUUCUCCAGGGAAUCAACAGUUGCAUACAGUCACACUCCAGACAGUGCCACUUACAACAGUUAUAGCCAGCACAGAUCCAGCAUCAGGAACUGGGUCUCAAAAAUUUAUUUUGCAAGCCAUUCCGUCAUCACAGCCUAUGACUGUCCUGAAAGAAAAUGUCAUGCUGCAGUCCCCAAAGCCAGGCUCUCCUCCUUCAUCUAUUGUUUUCAGUCCUGCCCAUGUACAACAGGUUCUUACUAGCAAUGUCCAGACCAUUUGCAAUGGGACAGUCAGUGUGACUUCAUCUCCAUCCUUUAGUGCUACUACUCCUGUGGUGACCUUUUCCCCUCGAAAUUCACAACUGGUUGCUCACCCAUCAGGCACUGUGAUUACUUCAGUAAUCAAAGCACAGGACUCGAAAGAAACCAUGAUACAAGAAAUGAUGGCACAGGAGGUGGAAGAUAACAGGAUAGAAGACCUUGAACAAACAGAACAGAAGAUUGAGCUGCAGCCACAACCCAUUGUGGUAAUGGUGUCAAGUUCCAAUGGAUUCCCAUCCCAGAUAGCUGUGAAAAGAGAAAGUGAACAAUUGGAGCCCAAUUCGUAUUAAUAUACCAAGUUAAUUAUGGAUGACUUUUUAAAAUUACAGCAUUUUUGUUUGUGUAUAAAGGAUUUGAUUCUGAAGCAUAUGUUACAGAGCCCCAUAAUUUUGGCAAUUAAUUAUUAGUCAUAACUUAGAGUUAGUUUUGCUUUUCUUUUAAAUAUUAAAAAAAAUGCAACACAUGCUCCAAGGACAUAUUUUAGAAUUCAAGCAUGAAGGACCAUGCAUUUUAUAUGAUGAAGGCUUUCUUUUUUUUUGAGAUCUUUGUCUCAGUUGCUACAGUAUGUCUUUUUUUUAAAAUCCUUUUUCCAGUUCUACAUUAUAAUAGCUUUUCUGUUUCCAAUGUAAAUAUGUUAGUUAAAUGUAAGGCGACAGAGAGUUUGAACUAUGUUCAUUCCAUUUGUGUAAAGCUUACCUCUAGGAAAUACUAAGUGACUAUCUUAUGUCACAUAUUUUUAAUUGAUUUCAGUUUUCCACCUACUUCACAUUGGUAAUAUUAUGUGCCACAAAGAAUUGGUGUGUAAAAUGGAAACUGGGGGGAAAAAAAAAAAGAAACAUAAAACAGUCCUAAUUCUAGGCUUCUUUGGAAGUAGUACCUGCACAGCCUGCCAUUAACUUUCUUGUGUAACCUUGAACACAACACUUUCCGAGCUUCAGUUUCCUCAUCUGAGGAAUUAAAAUAGGUGAUCUUUAAGGCUCUGGCCAGCUACCAGAUGCUGUAAUUUCCACACUCCCACAGGAUCAAAAAAUUUGUUUUAUCUGAAUUAUUACCAAGUUGGGCUCUAGGUCUAUCCUACUCCAGCUCCAAAAUAUUAUGAUUUCACUAUCCUCACACUAAACAUUCUUAUUACACCAUUUAAAACAACAUCAAGUUAUUUUAAAUUAUAUCCGAAGAAAAAACUGACAACAAUGGUUUUUGAUCAUCAUUUUUUGCCAAAUAUGUUAUACCUAGAUCCGUUGGAAAUUUAUUAACUCCUUAGACCACCGAGUGGCAUUUAGUAAAUGUUGAAUGAGAUUUGCUAAAUAAUAUAUACUAGUGGUCUGAAUGAGCCAGGGGUACCUUUCCUAAGUGCCUACUUAAUUUCAUUGAAAAAUUUCAGCCUUGGGCCAGUUUGGCUCUCUUGUCAAUAGCUUUAUAAAAUUUCAAUUUACUUGUUCUGGGUCUUUAUGUAAGGGAGUUAGGGGUGGGUGGGAAUUGUAUACAUAUAUAUGUGUAUAUACACAGACACACAGACACACAGAUCCAGACUUUUCAUGAUGAAGUAGUUUUAGAAUACUUUUUUCAAUUGUAAAUAUUGUACAUUUAAUUUCACAAGAAAAAAAAAUAAAGUUUUCAGCAAAUUUAUUUCCUAGUAUAGAGAUUUUUAUAGAUAAAAAAUCAUUAUGUUUAGAGGCCUGGUGUUAUAUGUAUUCAUAUUAUU
Molecule: messenger RNA, 3957 nt
Organism: Gracilinanus agilis (Agile Gracile Mouse Opossum)
Lineage: Eukaryota; Metazoa; Chordata; Mammalia; Didelphimorphia; Didelphidae
Gene: ELF1
Product: E74 like ETS transcription factor 1
Exons: 11
Coding region: 659-2545 (628 amino acids)
Biological process (GO): cell differentiation; regulation of transcription by RNA polymerase II
Cellular component (GO): nucleus
Molecular function (GO): sequence-specific DNA binding; DNA-binding transcription factor activity, RNA polymerase II-specific
Source: RefSeq, a predicted model, not a curated record